Molecule: messenger RNA, 1065 nt
Organism: Caenorhabditis remanei
Lineage: Eukaryota; Metazoa; Nematoda; Chromadorea; Rhabditida; Rhabditidae
Exons: 6
Coding region: 1-1065 (354 amino acids)
Cellular component (GO): membrane
Molecular function (GO): G protein-coupled peptide receptor activity
Source: RefSeq, a predicted model, not a curated record
AUGAGCACCAACAGCUACACGGAACUCGAGUUGGCUCUCAGAUCCCUGGUGUCCUCUGCCGAGUCCUGGAACUAUAUACCUACCGUACUCUCAAUGGUCAUAAAUGUGUUCCAUGUAUUCAUAUUAUCGAGGAAGACAGUCUCUUCCACUGCUGUCAAUUGUAUUCUAUUGGGAAUGGGAGUCGUGGAUAUUCUGUCACCGGUGAUUUAUAUCAAAAUUGCGGUGAAUAAUUGGUUGGAACCAAGGGAGUGCAAACUUCCAUCAUCUUAUAUCCAGGUGGUUGUCGACUGGAUAUUCUACGCAAUUCGAGACAAUUUCCGACGCUGUUCUGUCUGGUUAGGCCUGACUCUGGCGAUCAUUAGAACGAUUUCCUUGAAAACUGCCACUAAGAAUCGAUUCAACUUUAUCAACGAAUCGAAAACCGGGCGAACCGCAAUUUUUGUUAUCGUCCUACUCAGCUCUUUGUUAUCCAUCUGCUAUGUCUUCCGCUACCAAAUUGUGCAUACUGUGGAGCCAUGGAUCCCACAGGCGGAGUGUACGAAUUUAUUGGAUCCUCCAGCUGAUCAUAUUCUUCAUCGAUACACUAUUUCUGAAAUAACAUCUACUGGCUCUAUGCUAGAAGAGCCGGCGAGAAAAGUGCAUUUGGUAUUGACAGCUAUUUUUGGAAAGAUCAUCCCAUCGAUCCUGUUCCCGAUAUCAGCAAUUAUUCUGAUACUGGAACUCAGGAAAACUAAAAAACUGAGAAUUUCAACCGAAAAUAAACAUUCCGAGAGGACUAACCGUCUAGUUGUCUACAUGACCGUCACAUUUAUCAUAAUAGAAUUACCAAUAGGGAUCUGCAACCUGGUCACUGCGACAAGGAAGGGAUACGAGGAUGCAAAGCAUCUCGAAAAUUCUCAACAUGAUAUACGUAUCUAUGACAGCUACCCAUUUUCUUAUAUGCUUUUUAAUCUCUUCCCAGUAUCGGAAAACUGUCAAAAAAGUGUUGGGUGUGUCGGAAAAAACUGCGAGGAGUCGAAUGUUUACUACUACUUCGAAGACUUGAUUUUGUUGUAUUUUUUUUGA